Ornithorhynchus anatinus (platypus) is the source of this 9998-nucleotide messenger RNA. It is a transcript of the gene NALF1, whose product is annotated as family with sequence similarity 155 member A. Gene Ontology annotation, cellular component: plasma membrane. NCBI's taxonomy places the organism in Eukaryota, Metazoa, Chordata, Mammalia, Monotremata, Ornithorhynchidae. Gene Ontology annotation, biological process: calcium ion import across plasma membrane. The transcript has 3 exons. Gene Ontology annotation, molecular function: stretch-activated, monoatomic cation-selective, calcium channel activity. The record is from RefSeq and is a predicted model, not a curated record. The coding region runs from base 554 to 2125 and encodes 523 amino acids.
GAAAGGAAGAGGAGAAGGAAGAGGAGGAGGAGGGAAGCUCUGGUCGCCGCUAAUCAGCCACAGAGUAGCAGCAUGCAGCUGUCAGAGGGCAGCGGGCUGAGGAGAGUGAUGGGGAACCGCGGUCUGACAAUGCCUGGGUGAGAGGAGAAACGAGCCAAAAUCCGCUGCACUUCCACCACUCUCUCUCCCUCCCCCUUUAACGCUCCCUCUUUCUUCCUCUCUCUCUUCUCUCUCUGUCUCUCUCUCUCCCCCUCUCUCCCUCUCUCUCUCUCUCUCUCUCUCUCAUUGUUUCCUACUCUACAGUGGAAGGGGUCUGGCUGAUGAUUAGCACGGAGGCAAGUCAGAUCCACCUACCAAAGCUGACAACAUUUCAAUAGGGAGAAGAGGAGGAAAGAAGAGGGAGCGAGAGAGAGAGAGGGAGCGAGCGAGAGGGAGAGAGAGAGCCGGGAGGAGGGGAUAAGAAAAUUAAGCUCUUUAAGUCAAUGCAUAUUGUGGUGUCACUAGCACAGAAGCCCUCACGGUGGAGUCGGCCAGGGCUGUGCGUUCCCAAAAUAUGACCAGGGGUGCUUGGAUGUGUCGACAAUAUGACGACGGCUUAAAAAUCUGGUUUGCAGCAGCCCGGGAGAACGAGAAACCUUUCACCGAUUCGGAGAGGGCUCAGAAAUGGCGACUGUCUCUGGCAUCUCUGUUGUUUUUCACAGUCCUGCUCUCUGAUCACUUGUGGUUCUGCGCCGAGGCCAAACUGACCAGGACCCGAGACAAGGAGCACCAUCAGCAGCAGCAGCAGCAGCAGCAGCAGCGGCAGCAGCAGCAGCAGCAGCAGCAGCAACAGCAGCAGCGGCAGCAGCAGCAGCAGCAGCGGCAGCACCAGCAGCAGCAGCAGCAGCAGCAGCAGCGGCAGCAGCAGCAGCGGCAAUCACAGCAGCAGAAUCCCUCUUGGACAUCGCUACUCACUAGCAUGGGGGAGUCCUCUUCUGCCGCACAGGCACACAGACUCCUCUCCUCCUCCUCCUCCUCCUCCUCUUCUUCUUCCUCCCCCUCCUCCUCGUCCUCGUCCUCGUCCUCGUCCUCCUCCCCUCCUACUCUCCCUCCCUCCCCCAGCAGCAGAAGCAGCAGCAGCAGCAGCAGCAGCAGCAGAGGCAGAUAUUAUAAUAAUAACAAGGCUAUUUUUCUAGGAAACUCUACCAAACCUCUGUGGCGCCUGGCGACGUGCCACGCUCAGAACUCCUCGUCCGGCCAAUGUUUCAGCGUGGACGAUGCGGACUCCGUGUGCGAGAGGAUCUGGAGUCGGAGGGCCGAGGAGCAGCCGCUGCUGCAGCAGAUGCAGCCGAGGCAGCAGAUGCAGCAGCCUCCACCGCAGCAGCGAGCGACGGGGAGCCCCACGUCUCCUCGCUGGAACCUGUCGGAUUUUUACCUUUCCUUUUGUAAUUCCUAUACACUCUGGGAGUUGUUCACCGGCUUGCCCGAUCUGGGCACUUUGAACUGCAGUCUGGAUGUCGUGCUGGAAGAGGGAGGGGGGAAAGGGAGAUGCAAACAGUGCGUCCAGGCCUAUCAGUGCUACGACCACCACGCUCAGGAGAAAUACGAAGAGUUUGAGAUGAUGCUCCAGAAAUAUUUGCAAUCGGAUGAGUAUUCGGUAAAGUCGUGUCCCGAGGACUGUAAGACUGUCUACAAAGCCUGGCUCUGCUCCCAGUAUUUUGAAGUCACACAGUUUCACUGCAGGAAGAGAAUUCCUUGCAAGCAAUACUGUUUGGAGGUUCAGACACGGUGUCCAUUUAUAUUACCAGACAAUGAUGAUGUCAUCUAUGGAGGACUAUCAAGUUUCAUCUGUACAGGGCUCUACGAAAACUAUCCAGUCAAUGCAGAACCAGAAUGCUGUGAUGUCAGAUGGGAACUAUUACCAGAUUACCAAUCCAAAGGGACUAUAAAAACAAGUGACUCGUGUCACAGGACAUCGCUCACAGUUUCAUCAGCAUCAAGACUGUGCAACAGCAGACUCAAACUGUGCGUUCUUGUAUUAAUUCUCUUACAUACAGUACUUACAGUGUCAGCAACACAGAAUUCGACGGGACUGGACUUUGGAGGCAUAACAACUUUGGAGGAUAACACAACCAAUGAAGAAUAAGCAAAAGGACUCACAUCAUAUGAUAGACACUCAGGCCCACAUGAAUCAAGUUACUGAAGUCAGUGAAACAGAAACUGGGUCCUUUUACCCUCGAAUCACUUCUCGCAAGAAAUCUAGGGUGAAAUUGAAAUGAUGGGCCACUAUCCAUACAACAAGGACACAAACACAGCUUUUUAUUGACUAAAAUGCUGUAUGGUGACUUAAAUUUCUCACACCAUUUUAUACACUGUGUUUUAAUGUUUGGAGUUUUUUUUCAUUUGGUUUUUGCACUUGUUAAUACAGGAUUUAAUUUCUUGGGAUGGUUUCUCAAAGCUAAAAGUCUUUUCACUGUCUAGAUAUUUCUAGUCAUUGUGUGUGUUCAUCUGAUAGUCCUGUCUUCUGUCCUGUCGGUUUCUAUUAGACUCCAUGCUAUGACUCCAUGGCAUAGCUGAAAAAAAUAAAAUAAAAACCCUAACUGUACCUUUUACCCAUGUAAACCAAUCCUGUCCCUGCUCCUUCCCUCUCCCUUGUCUUUCCUCCUUACUCCCUUAAGCGGACAACAUACGCUUGCUUCUGUCUGUGUAAUCACAAUGAAUGGACACACACUAUUCCAGUGUGCCUCUGCACUGUUGCACAAACUAGCUGACUGAGAAAACCCAAAGGGGAAUGAUGGGAGAUUCCUUGAAGCUGAAUUAGCCAGUAUUCUCUGUAUAAGGUGAAAUUGGAUGAUAGACCAAUUGUUAUUUUAAAAAGAAAAAAAUUAUAUAUACUCAUAUGUGUGUGUGUGUGUGUGUAUACCAGUGAGAAGUGAGAUACACACCCACACACAAACAUAUAACAAACUGUGUUGCUCCAGUUCCCUUUUCAAAAAAGUCCAGUCCUUUCUCACUGGUCAGUUGAACAGGAGCAGCCUUUUCAGAUAUAGUAUGUGAAACCAGUUUAGCUCAGCCAAGUGAAUAGUUGCGAGGCCUUCGGUGUGGAGAUUUAAGGUUGGAAUUCAUUGUGAAUUACGUUUUCAGUUCUGCCGCAGUCACUUAACUAGUAAAUAUCUGUAAUGUAUUAGAUAGAGCCAACAGAUUGAGAUUUUUCUUUUCUGGCAAAGCUUCAGUAGAAACAGUCAGGCACUUACAGAACCAAGUAUAUGUAAAAUUUUGAAUCCAUUGUUUCUUGUAUAAAGCUAUUCCAGUCAGUAGGGGUGGAGAGUGAUGUGUUAGCAGAGAUGGACAAUCUGUUUUUAUAAACAGUUAACCAUUUAAUUAGUGUGCAAUAAAAUCAGCGACAUCAUACCAGACUAUCACAACUCAAGGGAAAGAACAGUAACUGGUUGCCCUUUUCGCCGCUUUUUUUUUCCUGUGGGAACAUUUCACCCACUAAAUGUAUGAGAAUUUUUUUUUAAACAAAGGCUUUUUAGAGUUUACAGUAGAAUCAAUGGAAGGAAGAAUUAAUAAGGGCUGUUUUUAAAAUAAAAAAAAACUACAUUCCUUCCUAUUCUCUAACUACACUUGGGAAGUGCACUUCAGAAAUGUCUGCUGUGUAGCUGGGGGGUGAAGGAAAAACUAUAGGAAAGGUUCUCUUCACAAACAAUGCUUAAUUAUCCACUCUAUAACUAUGAGAUGCUCCUUUGGUAAUCACUUUUGUUGUGACAGUUUAAUCCCAGCAACAUAGGCACAGUAUGAAUAUUUUGAUUGACUAAAAUAUGCUUUCUGCUCAAAUCUGUUCAAACCUGCAAAGAUUAAAAAAGCUAUUGCUUAAGUUAACUGCUAGACUUGUUUAGAUGUAAAAAGCUCAAAUAUUUUAUGAGACUACUUGUUCUGAUAGUGUUUUCCGGAGACUGAGAAUCCUAGAAUGAACUGUGCAAAUACAAAAAGCACCGAAAAAUGCACUUCUUCAGCUCUUGUUUUGUUUCCGUAAUUGUUUUCCCAUGCAUUCAAACACAAGCUCUAUUUUCAUUCAAAAAACAUGGUGCUUUUUUCUUCAGGGAGUCGGGGGAGGGAUGGGGAGACACAUAUAUUAACUGCAUUGAACUGUUGCAACUGUGUAACAUUUAUAGAAAUGACAAAUUUUAAAAGCCUUAACUAGUGGUAGAAUGUAGAUUCCAGUGAGGGUGGGAAAUCUAUUGGAAAGUACUGGAGCAAUAACCAGACAGCGCAACAGUACUAUAUGAUACAGCUCGAGUCACUACUGAGAAAGCACUUACCAGAGGGGCUCUUGUUCAACUGACCUCUCAAAGUAUAUGGUCAGUAAACAGUUUGUUAUAACCUUUAUCUACCUCUGCUGUGCAAAGGCCAUUCAACAGUCCAUUUCCGUACUGUUCUUGACCCUUCUUUCGUUCAUGUCACCUAGACUACUCUCAUUUUUCUGUCACCACUUCACCAGAUUAGCAGCAAGUCCUUUUCAUUCCACCGUUCCUGGCAUAUCAAGAAGAGUUAAAUGUCAAAUCACAGAUUCCUGAUUCACCUAGUGGUAAAAGGAGAGUGAUAUUUAUAAACUACUUAUUUUACUCCUUUUUCUUUUAAAUUUGUUCCCUAAGGCACUUUUCACGUGAUUUCAGUGAUUCUCCCACCGAUGAUUACUCUCAGUGAUAGGUUUUGAAAUAUGGAAGAAUGACAUCUGGGGGAAAAAAACCAAGUAGUUUCUGCAGCAGCACAUGCAUAGGAGUUCAGCCUGUAUAAAGUAGGAUCUUCAAAGAUGACAAAAACCACGCUGUCUUAAUUGCAAAAUCUAGAUGGUGAAUGCACAAAGAGGAAAACAAAGAACCCCUUCAUUACCGUUCAUUGAAAUUUGUCUGUAGAUCCUGUCUUUUUCUGUUGGUGUCUGGGUUGGUUUCUUUCACUAUGAUGUCAUUAUCGGUAAAUGACAACAUUCCUGGGAUGAUGACGGCCGGGAUAUUGGAUGCCGGUGUUUCCCCCCUACGGUGUGGCAGGCAGCUCCUCUUGAGGCAGCUAGGGAAUCCAAAGAAGAGGGGAUUCCUUGAGGAAGUUAAGCAACAUGUAAUCAUGAAUGAUGCAAAUUUCAUUCCACCCACUUCUUACUUGUAACAGUUUUCCUGGCACAACCUUGAGCAUGCUUGGUGUUAUGCACAUAUUACUUUUGCCAGAAUAAAUUCAUAUCCUGCCCCUGCUGUAACUGCUACCCUGCUCCAUUUCUCCUUGAAUUGUAUGCUAAUUCCAGACAUGAUAAAGAACUACAAUAUUAAAACCAAGAUUUCUGUGAGCAAGUUUAUUUUAAAAAUAGGAGACAGCAAUAUUUGUUUUGCAAUCAUAUGGAAUACUCUUGUCCCAUGUUAACUACCGUCUUAUUUUCUGCAAUAGGGAAAAAUCCAAUAUUUGUGCAAUAUGUUAAUACUGCGAAACCAAAUGUCAGAAAUACAUAAUCGGAGCUAUAUGUUUAUUUCUUACUCGCAUCGACUUUUUCUUUAAUUAAAGACACCAUAUAUACAUUUUUUUUGCCAAGUCAGAAACCCCAGCCCAUCCUUCCUCCAAGCAUUACAGAAAAGGAAAAGACAUACUAUCCCGUCAAUAAAAUGGACACCGAAUGUCACCAGGUUCCUAAAAAAGCAAAGCAAAACAAAAUGAAAAAAAAACCAACAAAUUGCACACACCAAACUGGGUUUUACCAGAAACUGAUAGAAAGUGUCAUAUACUUCAUUAUUGGGUUAUCAAAUAUAUGAUGUGGCAGCUCACAUUUGGGAUGUCAUCAGUCCUUAACACCAGGAAAAUAUUAGAACCUCAACUGAGGCUAGGGGGAAUUUUUACUUUCUUUCCAUGUAUCUUAGCUAUCUAUAUUAUCGAUGUUCUUGCUAAAAUAAGCAUUGCAUCAGUGCACUGAAAUGGAAGACACAUCUGGUUAUCACUAUAGCUGCGUUUAGGUCUUUGAUUAUAUAUACAUAUAUGUAUAUAUAAUGUGAGAGAUGUAUAUCUAUGACAUAGCUCUAUAUAGAUCUAUAGAUAUAUAAUAUAUGUAUAUAUAUCACCCACUAAAGUAAACCUUGAACAAUGAUACGCUUUAGUUCAUACAGCUUACACUUACUAUUACUGUGAAUGGUUCUGUUUGGUUUGUCUUGUUUAGCAGCAUGCGAUUUUGAAAAUUAAACCUGCUAUGAUGUGGAGACAGAUUUACUGACAUUUCUCUAUUACUAAAAGGAAAUGCACAUUGAAAAGGCAAGAAGCUUCGCCAUCCAGAACUCUGACUAGGCAGGAAGCUGAGGAAAGCAGCUUCGCCCAGCCCUGGACCUCGCACUGCAGCCCUGGAAUCAGAGGGCUGAAGCAGUUCCAAUUUACUGCUGGGGAAUGGACCUAACUGGUGGAAGGCAGGGCUCCCCAAGCUGCUCCAAACUGAAGCCCCCAAAGCCCAGAGAGUAGCUGAGAGGGUGUGGAACUGCUGCACAUGGGCAGUUACAUCCUGGCUACCGCACUGCAACUCUGGAAAAACCCUGAGAGAUGGGGAGGGACUGUGGGGAGUCAGGCCUUGCCAGUACCCAACCUGACUGGUUCAACUUGGCACCAGUCUUACCCAGCCCCAUAGGCACAAGAGAGACCCACUGAACCCACGGUCCUGGGUUAACUGAGGCAGGACUCUGGCCUCCAUCAGCACCUGGCCUGGAGAGACGGUCAAAGCAGGAUAAGGUGGCUUAUAACAAUUAAGUGUGGGAACAGUGAUUCCAGUGGCUCUUAAGAAGAUAAAUUUGGUUGGAGAGACAUUCAAAAUGAUCCUAUUUUCCUUGGACUCAACAGAGCUAUAAGGGUUCUCUGAGUUUCAAACAAUAACUUCUGAAUAAUCUAUUAUUUCUCAAUAUAUACCGUUUGAACACCAGUAGUACAGAGCUUUGCACACAGUAGGCAUUCGAUAAAUACGAUUGAUGCUGACAGUGAUGAUGAUUAACUCAUUUUGAUUCAGCCAACCUUAAGCAAGAGAUAACACCCAUGCAUAUAGGUUGUAGCUAACUUCUGAAUGUUCACUUCAGACCCUGCUACAAUCAAUGCCCCACCCCCAAGAGAGAAGGCAGCUGUUUUGCAGUUUUUAUUAGCUUCAUAGAUAUGCUAACAGCUACCUUAGAUCAAAGAGGCUGGCGGGAAGCAGUGAGUGGGGAGAGAAAGAUUGGAACGCUAUGGUAAAGUCCCCUGAAUUUUGGUCUCCAAAUUGAGAUUAAAAAGUUAAACUUUGAUGUAAAUCUGUAGGAGGAAUGAAAAUAAAAGAAUUAUGAAUGUCAAGAUAUGAAAAAUACAAAAGAUGGAAAUGAUUAAAUGCUGUAAAGUGUUUUUUUCUUUCCUUGCUUCCCCUCUUGCCUCCACUAACUUUGAAUAUAUUAUUUUUUUCUGAUGCCCAUGUCCUCUGCUUUUUACAGAUAUUUUAAGGAAGAAAAAAUGUUCAAAGAAGGUGUGAAAGGGUAUCCUUACACUAUUUUGUUUCUGAAGGAGUGAAGUCAAAUCCAACAGCAUAAAGUUUAAAAGGCAUUUGAUUUGUAGGCUAAAUAUGCCUCCUUUAGUGUGUAGGACUGUCUGUCUACCUGCCCUUACACCCAUCUCCCCAGGUUUUAAGUGUAAACUAUAUGGUACUAACAAACAAAGUGGAUGAAGCUAAAGAUAAAAAUUCCAGAGAUGUAGGAGAAAAAUUAAUUCAGCAAAUAACCUUUCAGAGAAUACUUUCAUGAGGGCAUUCAUUCAGAGAAAGAUUACAUUUAAGAGUCACUCCAAAUCUUUCUGACCCGACUUUUCUCUUUUAGUUUCUCAGAAACAAUGACCAAUUUCUCCCAUAUAAAAUGUAUAUCUGCCUGAGAUCAAGUUGGUGGGAAAAAUCCAUGCUUUGGCUCAAAUCCCUCAGGACAAGCCUAAUUUUAAAAAACAAGAUGAUAGCACAGACUGCUAUACGUUGGUAAAAGAAACAAUUUUGGAGCAAGGGAUCCCUCAGAGGCAGCUUCCAGAAUCCAUACAUUAUGUUUCUGCCUGAUAGGUAUCAUCAUUCCCACAGUGUUUUACCCCUACUCUUUCUGAUACUAUGAAGAUCCAAUAUGCAGAUCAACGUACCACAUUUCUGGGAAGCAGCUGCCAAGGAGCCAAGCCACCAGAUCAAUAUGGAGUCAUGCCCAUUGAUUUAUUCUUACAGAAAAAAAAGACACUUGCAUGCAUUUCCACAAACUAACAUCUCUCAAUCUUUCCCAUGCUGUAUCAUCAUGAAAUAAAAGCACUUAAUUCUACUACUGUAAUAAAGUCUGGAUACCCCUGAAUCUGAAUUUUUUUUCUAAUUCUGAUCACUGUAAUUCAGAAAUACCAUAAUAGAGCUGGAGAAGAUACGAUCAAGAUAAUUUUGGAGAUGGGGGAUAUACAUGAAGAAAACAAGACAAUGAAGAAAUAUGUGAACAGGAUAAACACAAAUUUGUUCUUUCCCAAAACUCAAACUACUAAAUAAGGAAGCACUCAGUGAAUCUUGAGGGUAGUAGAUUCAGAACAGGGAAAAGGAAACAUUUCUUUACAGCCAGUAAAUAAGCAUUUUGAAUUUGUUGCCAUGGGGAAUUGUCCAGGCAAAAAAAUACCAGCAGGUACAAGAUGGGUUUGGUUGGAUUCCAGGACAAGAUGUCCAAAAUGGGCUAUAAGAGGGACUCUAGGAUCUCUAAUGAGGCUGAGGGACCCUAACCAGGAGGUUGGAUACUCAGAGAGACAACCAUCCUCCAUCACUUGUCUCCUUCAAAAGGAUCCCAGGGCCACUAUCUCAGACAGAAUUCUAGGCUGUAUGGUUCUGAGUAUACCAUGUGUUGUGAUUUCAGCAAAAACUUGAAGCAGAAAAUCCACACUUCAUUAGAUGACUAAUUAAACAGAGUCUACUAAAUAUUUUUUUCAACUGUGAACUUUGCCCCAUGCAGACUUAGCAAAUUCAGAAUUUCUUUAACCUCUAAACAGAAAUCCUAUUAUUAUAACAGGGAUCUUUCUUUGACACGAUUCAGCAAAUUCAUUUUUAAAGAUAGAUAUUCCCUUUAUCUUUCAACUACAUUUUAUUGGUAAAUUGUGAUGCGUACUGAUUAAUGACACUAAACAACAAAAUAUGUUCAUAGUUUUCAAAGAGCCAGUUUAUCUAAGGUGGUUGUGUCAAAUAAUUUGGUGCAGCUCUAUUCAAGUCAUGAUGAGCCAAAGCAUUGAGCUUUGAUUUCAUGAUUUUAUUUUUCCUAAAAAUUUAUCAAGCUUAGUUCAGCGCUUGAACAUGCAAAAAUGUAAGCAGCAUCCUCGACACAAGAUGAAGAGUUUAACCCAAAAUUAUCAAUUUUUCUACUAAUAUCAGUGGACUAAAAUUGGAUUUGAUUGCAAUUUUCGCCUAUCCAUAGCUAUGUAUUAAUAUUUAAUUCAUGUGGUUUUCAGAAGCUGCCUUUUAUAGCUUUUGAGUUCUUUCAAAAGUUAUAAGACACUAUGCAGCUACAAAUUACAUGUUUAUGUUAAUUAAAAGGCUAACAAUUAAAAUUAUUCAACUCUUCUGUUUUUCCCAAGAUGUAUGAAACUAAAAACUCAUGUUGUCAAAAGCAGAUUUAAUUAGCUGUGUUUACUCUGUUUUUUUUUCUUUACUUUUUUGUCAGAAUUCAGGGCUGGAUUUCAUUUGAAAUGGUUGAAACAGAAGUCAGUGUUUUUAACUAUGUGGAAUGUCCAGUGAUUCUUAGCAUUGAAAAGAGGGCUAAGUGGUCCUGUCUGAAAAUAAUAUUUAAAAAGAUGUGAAAUGUUAUAUUAAAUACUGUACUAUUAUAGCAAGUUUAGUUGAGCAAUUACUAUUCUUUAAUUUUUUUACUCAGAACUUUGAUGAACUAAUUUAUUAUGACAAAAAAAUCUUGUUUUCAAAAUGACUUAGGGGAAACUGUUGAAGAAUGUGAAAAAAUUCUAAGAGAAUGCUUUAUGAAGAAUAAAUGUGAAGAUGCAAA